Trypanosoma grayi is the source of this 1482-nucleotide messenger RNA. RefSeq lists its product as hypothetical. NCBI's taxonomy places the organism in Eukaryota, Euglenozoa, Kinetoplastea, Trypanosomatida, Trypanosomatidae. The record is from RefSeq and is a predicted model, not a curated record. The coding region runs from base 1 to 1482 and encodes 493 amino acids. The transcript has a single exon.
AUGACAAUUGGGCGAAGUGUGAGGCAGAAGGCGGCCGCGGCUACUCGCCAGUGGCAGCAGCUACGCUUCCAAACACUACGGCGCCAGUUAGUAACUCCUCACGAAGGGGAAAUACGGUUGCCUUUGGUCUCACGUGAGGUCCCUGCUGCGUCCCAUGUGCCACUUGCCAUAAAGCUUGAAACAAGUCAUGAGGAGUUCCUCCGGUGGUGUCAGUUGGAGUAUUUUGGUUACUUCCACCCGGCACCUGCAGAGGGCAGAGUGAGUGGACGCACCAGCACUGAGGUAUGCUUGCACGUCGGCCCGCCGAAACCCCUCGGCUACCCGUACUCUCUCAUUGCUGAGGUCGAAAACUUUACCGAUGCAGUGCGUCAUGGCGAAGCGUAUGCUGCCUGGGAGGAGGCCGAUGAGGCCACAGUACCACAUUCAACACGGUGGCUCACUCAGUCACUUCUAGACGGAUUCGUCACUCGUCGGGUCUCGGCGCACGUCGGCUUGUCUAGUGGCAGUAUGCCGCAGACAUUAGUAACGGCCAGACAACUGAAAGUAACACUUCCUCCAUGCGAAUUGUCACCUUUUUACUUUGCCAAUGACCUCCUCUCUUCGUGGGGGGUAUUCGGCGCCACAGAACCUAGCGACGCUGAGUUUGCCAACGAUGACAUAAGUCGGCUCGUGCAGCUGGCGCAUGCUAGUGCUGUGUUGCCCAUGUAUCGUGCUAUUUGGUUGAACGGCGCUGCUCUCUGCAACGAGAAUGGUGAUGCCGUCCUGAUCCUUGGCCCAAGAAGAAGCGGCAAAACCACCCUUGCUCUUCACUGCCUCGCAAUGUCUUCGGCACGCCUCCGUCUUGUGGGUCUUGAGAACUUUCAUCUGGCUCUAGCAAACACUGUUGUUAACACAGAACCACCUGAUGGACCCACAACGCUUCUCAUGGGUCUUCCUGCGUCUGCGAGCGUGGGCCUUGGUGCUAUCAUCGGGACUCUGCGUCCAAACCCCAGCCUUGCAAUGGCUGCUCAUGGAUUUAAUUAUUCCCCUUCCAAUAUUCAGCAGCUCGUUCGCAAUAGUGAAAUGGUGUUAUGGAAUAUGAAUUCCCGUUACGGUGUGCAUAUUGAAGAAGCAUUUGGGCCGCAACGAUGGUGUCCCACAUGGCUCGGGAAGUUGAAAGGUAUUGUGAUGCUAAACUGGGAUCUCCAAGAGCUGUUAUUGCCACAAUCGUACGUAAAAACGCAAGCAUUGCAAUGGAAGUCUAAACCGGAGAUUUACCGACUGCUGAUGGCCCUCGCAGAGAACAAGGGAGCUCCACUUUUCAAGGGGCACUAUCUUCUUCGGUCGAUAUACGAUGAGACCAAUGCGCCAAACCUACUUGAGGAAUUUUUGUCAUCAUUGGACGAAUCAAAUGUGCCGCCUCUCUACGAGCUAAGAGGGUCUGUAAGCUUUGAUAUGGCGGUAGAGUUGAUCUGCAAGCGCAUUUUUAAUUGUGUUGAAUAA